GACCACGGCCCCGCGCGGGCUUUACGGCCGAGGCGGCGGCAGCGGCGCGUGUGUAGCGGCGGCGGCGGGCGGGAGCGCGGAGGAGGUGGAAAGAAGGGGGGCGCUGUCACGGAGACUUCGGCCGCCGGAGACCCCGCCGCAGCGAGGCCACUGGGCUCCCCGGUCGCAGGGCGUGAGCGCGCCAACCGGGACACCAGGGAGACACACCGGGCGAAGGAGGGGGCCUAUGUACCCUUCCGCAUUUUCCUGGGUCUCUCUCCCGGGCGGUGACGUGACGUGCUGACGGCGGGCCCGUGCCGGGGAGCUGGGCCGCUUUUUGUCAGCUCCGAGCUCGGCCCCUCCUCCCUCCCUCCGCCCGCCCCACCAGCCGGAGCCCGGCCCAGUGCUCCAGAGAAAGGCCGGCCUGCAGCACCCGCCACCGUCGCCGACCGCCCGCACGCCCGUCCGGAGCUGUGACUGAUGAGAAUUAAAGGCCAUGGAUGAAGAUGGACUUGAAUUACAACCACAAGAGCCAAACUCAUAUUUUGAUGCAACAGUUUUUCAGAACACUUCCCAUAUAUUCCCAUUUGAUCAUCACAGCAGUCCUGUGAGGAGCUGAUGCUACACACAUGGAUGGUGAUCAAAUUGUUGUGGAAGUACAAGAAACUGUUUUUGUUUCAGAUGUUGUGGAUUCAGACAUAACUGUGCAUAACUUUGUUCCUGAUGACCCAGACUCAGUUGUAAUCCAAGAUGUUAUCGAGGACGUUGUUAUAGAAGAUGUUCAAUGUCCAGAUAUCAUGGAAGAAGCAGAUGUAUCUGAAACGGUCAUCAUUCCUGAGCAAGUGCUGGACUCCGAUGUAACCGAAGAAGUUUCUUUAGCACAUUGCACAGUCCCAGAUGAUGUUUUAGCUUCUGAUAUUACUUCAGCCUCAAUGUCUAUGCCAGAACACGUCUUGACGAGUGAAUCCAUACAUGUGUCUGAUGUUGGACAUGUUGAACACGUUGUUCAUGAUAGUGUAGUAGAGGCAGAGAUCGUCACUGAUCCUCUGACAGCUGACGUAGUGUCAGAAGAAGUAUUGGUAGCAGAUUGUGCCUCUGAAGCAAUCAUAGAUGCCAAUGGGAUUCCUGUGGACCAGCAAGAUGAUGACAAAAGCAACUGUGAGGACUACCUUAUGAUUUCCUUGGAUGAUGCUGGCAAAAUAGAACAUGACGGUUCCUCUGGAAUGACCAUGGAUGCAGAGUCGGAAAUCGAUCCUUGUAAAGUGGAUGGCACUUGCCCUGAAGUCAUCAAGGUGUACAUUUUUAAAGCUGACCCUGGAGAGGAUGACUUAGGUGGCACUGUAGACAUUGUGGAGAGUGAGCCUGAGAAUGAUCAUGGAGUUGAACUACUUGAUCAAAAUAGCAGUAUUCGUGUGCCAAGGGAAAAGAUGGUUUAUAUGACUGUCAACGACUCUCAGCAAGAAGAUGAAGAUUUAAAUGUUGCAGAAAUUGCAGACGAAGUUUAUAUGGAAGUGAUUGUAGGAGAGGAGGAUGCCGCUGCCGCAGCGGCAGCCGCUGCCGCGCAUGAACAGCAAAUCGAUGACAAUGAAAUCAAAACUUUCAUGCCAAUAGCAUGGGCAGCAGCUUACGGUAAUAAUUCUGAUGGAAUUGAAAACCGGAAUGGCACUGCAAGUGCCCUCUUGCACAUAGAUGAGUCUGCUGGGCUUGGCAGACUGGCUAAACAAAAACCAAAGAAAAGGAGAAGACCUGAUUCCAGGCAGUACCAAACAGCAAUAAUUAUUGGCCCUGAUGGACAUCCCUUGACUGUCUAUCCUUGCAUGAUUUGUGGGAAAAAGUUUAAGUCGAGAGGUUUUUUGAAAAGGCACAUGAAAAACCAUCCUGAACACCUUACCAAGAAGAAGUACCGCUGUACUGACUGUGAUUACACUACCAACAAGAAGAUAAGUUUACACAACCACCUGGAGAGCCACAAGCUGACCAGCAAGGCAGAGAAGGCCAUCGAAUGCGACGAAUGUGGGAAGCAUUUCUCUCACGCUGGGGCUUUGUUUACUCACAAAAUGGUGCAUAAGGAAAAAGGAGCCAACAAAAUGCACAAGUGUAAAUUCUGUGAAUAUGAGACAGCUGAACAAGGGUUGUUGAAUCGCCACCUUUUGGCGGUCCACAGCAAGAACUUUCCUCAUAUAUGUGUGGAGUGCGGUAAAGGUUUUCGUCACCCAUCAGAGCUCAAAAAGCACAUGCGAAUCCAUACUGGGGAGAAGCCGUACCAAUGCCAGUACUGCGAAUAUAGGUCUGCAGACUCUUCUAACUUGAAAACGCAUGUAAAAACUAAGCAUAGUAAAGAGAUGCCAUUCAAGUGUGACAUUUGUCUUCUGACUUUCUCAGAUACCAAAGAGGUGCAGCAACAUGCUCUUAUCCACCAAGAAAGCAAAACACACCAGUGUUUGCAUUGCGACCACAAGAGUUCGAACUCAAGCGAUUUGAAACGACACAUAAUUUCAGUUCACACAAAGGACUACCCCCAUAAGUGUGAUAUGUGUGAUAAAGGCUUUCACAGGCCUUCAGAACUCAAGAAACAUGUGGCUGCCCACAAGGGUAAAAAAAUGCACCAGUGUAGACAUUGUGACUUUAAGAUUGCAGAUCCGUUCGUUCUAAGUCGCCAUAUUCUCUCAGUUCACACAAAAGAUCUUCCGUUUAGGUGUAAGAGAUGUAGAAAGGGAUUUAGGCAACAGAAUGAGCUUAAAAAGCAUAUGAAGACGCACAGUGGUAGGAAAGUAUAUCAGUGUGAGUACUGUGAGUAUAGCACUACAGAUGCCUCAGGCUUUAAACGGCACGUUAUCUCCAUUCAUACGAAAGACUAUCCCCACCGUUGUGAGUACUGCAAGAAAGGGUUCCGAAGACCUUCAGAAAAGAACCAGCACAUAAUGCGACAUCAUAAAGAAGUUGGCCUGCCCUAACAAUACUUCUACAGACUUUUGUAGAGAUGUUGGCUUUGAAGCAGAAAAUUCAUUUUAAAGCCACAGUCUCGUUCACAUACAAUACUGUAUAUUGAUUUAUGCUGUGUACAAAUAGAAUUAUUGCUUCUAGUUGACUUUUUUUUUUUACCAUUUGUUCAAUAGUGUGUUCUGAAUUCUAUUCAGUUUGUUUAAUAAAUGGGGAAAAGCAGCAACAAGCAAGUUGCAGCAACAAGCAAGUUGCAGCAGCAACAAGCUUUUAAUAAAGUAAUCCCUGAUUCUAUACUGAGUUUUUCUAUCUUAGAAGUUUUAUAUUUAUUUAAAUAUUUACCUUGCUUACCUUGAUGGUACUCUUCUAAGACCAUUUAACUUAAAGUUAAGGUAAUUUUAGAUUGGUAACUCUGAAAGUAAUGUUGACUUAUUUUUUUUUUCCCAUAAAUUUCUCACAAUCAAAUUGUCAGAGACAUCUACUAAUAUAAAUGGGAGAUUUUAUGGUCAGGUCUAAUUAUCCUAACAUGGGAGUCAUUUACUCAUCUUGUUUUAAUAUUUUCAGACCACAUGACAAUGAAAGUUUCCAUUUGAGCUUUUGUGUCCCUGGCAUCGCUGAGUAAAGAGCAGUGGCUGGGUUUGUGUUUACCUUUCGUUUUGUUCAGCAGACAGAAUAUACUUUUGGGGGUGCUUUCUUUGGAGUAUUUACAUCUUUUGUCAGCAUAGCAAACUUUUAGAAAACUUUAUUGAAAAAUUUUGCUUGAUCCUGUUGUAUUUUGUCUGUGCUACUUUGUGUUGGAAUGGUUGUGUGCUACAGAUGAGACUUACUGAGGACUGCAUUUGGAAUCUCCUAGAGGUAAUUAAUUCGUGGCUCGUAGGAUCUUUUGCAACUUUAUAUAUGUAAAUGUACCCUGAAUUAUGUAUAUGCAUAUAUAUAUAACAUGUAUCUGUGUGUAUUGCUUAUUUUACAUAUUUAUACACACAACCCCAAGUAGUAGUUGUUGAAAAUCUAUAAUGAAAAGUAUUAAAUUUACAAUAACAUGAAAGACGCAGGGAUGCAUGAGAGAGCAUUUUGUAAAUCAUGCUCUUUGGAGAGACUACUCAGGUGAAGAAUUAGAAGGAAAAUAAGGACUAGUAUUUUUAAAGAGUAAAGGUAUUUUCUUUUAAAUAUCUUUGGUAACUGAAAAAUAGAAGUUAAGAUGUUUCUAGAUAGAAUGUUUUCAUAUAACUUCAGCUCCAUGCCUUUAUAUUUUUCAGAAAAGCUAAUGAGAAUCCAGACAUAACUCCCUCAGUUCUCUCUGAGAAGCUCAUGAAGGGAUUCUGUGUCCCCAAGUGAGGGGACUAAGGAAGCAGUUGCUCCAUGUACCACAGAAUGGGUGCUAAUUACGACUUAAACUGGGCAAGUUCAGCCUGCUCUGUUACUUCUUCGUUACAGCUGGCAACCUUUCAAAAACUUAACACUCAAGCUGGCUUUGAUUAGAAGAUAAAGGUGUGUUUUAAGUGCAUGAGGAAAAUCUGAGGCCUUAUUUGGAACAUCACCAAGUCUUUCACAGUUUCGUUUUUCUUUGAAAGUUAACACUUUUUAACAGAGAGUUCUGAAUCAGAGUCAUAAAUUCAUAAAGUGAACUUGGUUAGUUAGAAUUUGGUUAUGUUAAGAUGAAUCUUGGAGAACUGAGAACAGGUUUUGGGAUCCCUUAAAUUGGCUGUCGGCACAUGAGUAUCUGGUACAACAUGGGAGAUUUUGGAGUUUUCUCCCCACUUGUUAGCUGCCUUGCCAGUUCUUUAUGGUGUUCCAUCCCCUUUGUGCUAUUAGGUUUUUAGCUUUCAUCUUUCUCUUUGCCGUUGAUAUUUGUAUGCAAGAGUUAUAUUUAUAGGGUUAGAAAUCUAAUAUUUGGUGUUUGGCAAGCCUCUGAAGUGCUAGGUUGAUUUAGUCCAGUUCUAAAUCAAGUGCUUUAGGCUGGUAUAACUCCAUCCUGAAUGCCAGUCAAAGCCAAGGCAUAGGAAUGCCUGUGCCCUCUUGGCCCCCGUAACGUGCUUUUUUUUUUAAAGUAACUUAACCAUCGUGUGAUUCAUUGCCCUGCAGUACUAUUGAAAGCUCUGUCUGUUUUUUUGUGAGAACCUUUAAAAUCUCCCUUAAUUUUUAUUUUUCCCAGAAAUAAUAUAAAAGAAAACACUUGAAUUUGGAAAUUUGUCGAUUUUUAAACAUCCAUAAAAAUUAAUAUAAAACAUAUAAGUAAUUGGUCAUGUAUAUUUUUUUAAAUAAACUGAAAGAUAAAGAACACAACAAUUUACACACUUUAUAUUUCUCUUACAUGGAUGGUCUGGAAUCAUACACAGUUCUGUUCUUUUUAAAGCACAAUAUUGAAACCUUUAAAAGGUAUUUAAGGGUUUGGUCAAGUGAAUAUGGUAAAAUGUAUUUGUCUGUAUAAAGAGAAAAAAAUUGUAGUCACUGUUAUGUACUGACAUUAGUUACAACUUAGUUUUAAUUCUUAAAACAAUUUUGAUUAGCAAAGCUAAAAAAAAAAUGGUUGUUUCAGUUAAAUGUUUUAAAGAGGUACAGAUUUUUACAAGGACAUAAUAUAAGUUAUUGUUCUGUAGAAAUAUCCUUAAAUAUUGUAUGUCCCUCCCUCUGUACACUUUGUAAAAAAGGUAAAAUACAUAAAAAGAAAAUCAUAUAGGGAUGUGUGACAUUAUUGUAAUUGUGUACUUGAGAAUAACGUGCAAAAAUAAAAAUCAGAAUAUUUUCCUGUUAAUGUUUAGUCUAUUUGAUACCAGUACUAAGUUAAUGCUUUUUCUUAAGAAAAAAAAAAAUGUACAGUUUUUGUAAACCUAAUAAACAUCAAAAGCAGUGGA
Molecule: messenger RNA, 5771 nt
Organism: Balaenoptera acutorostrata (minke whale)
Lineage: Eukaryota; Metazoa; Chordata; Mammalia; Artiodactyla; Balaenopteridae
Gene: ZFX
Product: zinc finger protein X-linked
Exons: 9
Coding region: 609-2933 (774 amino acids)
Biological process (GO): regulation of transcription by RNA polymerase II
Cellular component (GO): nucleus
Molecular function (GO): DNA-binding transcription factor activity, RNA polymerase II-specific; metal ion binding; RNA polymerase II transcription regulatory region sequence-specific DNA binding
Source: RefSeq, a predicted model, not a curated record